Exophiala xenobiotica is the source of this 1098-nucleotide messenger RNA. RefSeq lists its product as uncharacterized. NCBI's taxonomy places the organism in Eukaryota, Fungi, Ascomycota, Eurotiomycetes, Chaetothyriales, Herpotrichiellaceae. Gene Ontology annotation, molecular function: gamma-glutamylcyclotransferase activity. The transcript has a single exon. Bases 1 to 1098 code for a protein of 365 amino acids. The record is from RefSeq and is a predicted model, not a curated record.
AUGGAGCAGCCCGCCUCGGAUCUGUCUUGCUUAAGACAAUGGUAUGACUCUUUUAACCUACUUCCCCGUUCGCGACCCCGCUAUACAGAUCCAAUACCAGUUACUUCUCAUGAGAGACAACAACAGUCACUUAACGAUACUUCCCUCGAAUCCCCUCUAUCCCCUGCCAAGGCACUCAGCAAGCCGGGUGCGCCCUCAGUACUGUAUCUGGGAUAUGGCUCCAAUCUUAGUGCAGAGACAUUCCGAGGCAAGAGGAACAUCAAGCCGCUGUCGCAGGUCAAUGUCGUCGUACCCAGCCUAUCCCUGACGUUUGAUCUGCCUGGAGUACCCUACUCAGAACCUUGUUUUGGGAAUGUUCGCCUAAGAGACGCAUCUGCGAUCGAGCAAUCCCAUGAAGAUUGGAGAAAUCAAGACUACCAUAAAGAUCGUUGGAAGAAGGGACUUGUUGGCGUUGUGUAUGAGGUAACAGCGGAAGACUUUGCUCAUAUUAUUGCUACCGAAGGAGGUGGCUCGGGCUAUCAAGAUGUGCUGGUCGACUGCUAUGCUCUCAACGGCGAGCCGACCGAGGAUGUCCCUUGGAAGCCUGCAGGCGAAACGUUCAAAGCGCAUACACUUUUUGCCCCAACAAACGCCGCAAGACCAGAUCCGUCAUACGCCCAGCCCAGUCCCAGAUAUCUCAAGUUGAUCACCGACGGGGCGUCCGAGCAUGGUCUACCGCUCGAGUAUCAGGCGUUUCUCCACCAGAUUCGGACAUAUCAUCCCACCACCACGAAACAGCAGCUGGGCUUAUUCAUAUUCCUGACUGUCUGGUCUCCGUUCUUUCUCUUUAUAUUCAGUGGUGCCGGGAUAUUCCUGCGCCCGGACGGCACGUAUCCGAAAUGGCUCGCCACACUUAUUCGGGCAAUAUUUACGGCAGUAUGGACAAGUUAUGAUGACUUUUUCAAGCCGGCUUUUGGAGACGGAGAACGAACCAUUGGGGAUGAAGAAGACGAUGAAGACCACGACCCCAGUGAUAUUUUUCGUGAAAAAGAGCCAUUGAUUGAGUCGGUGAAACAACCUCAGUACGGGUCGGUGGAAGUAGUUGAACGGAUAGUCUGA